CCUGAGAAAAAAAAAACAUUUAGGUGAUUUUUUCUUUCUUGAAAAGCUUAUAAAUUUUAUAGCCACGAAAUAAUUCUUCCAAUUGUCCAUUUCGAGACUAGUUUUGUCUGGUGUGUAUUAUGUUCUUUGCCUAAUAAACCUGCUCACCGUGGCCUUAAAACGAAGAAAGUGUAUCAGACAGCGUGACGGCCUCUAGCGCCCUCUGUUGUUGACCAUCGGCAACGAGAUCCCGUUCACUUUUUAUGAGGAAAGAUUUUUUCGCUCGUUCUUAAUUGUGUGGUAAUAUAACUGAAAUCAUGAUUAGAAUAACAGGUGGAAUACUCUUCCUAUUUUGGACAUCAGUGGUCAUAGGAGCUCCCCAAGCAGAUUAUUAUGGUUCAAGUGAAGACGGAGGAUGUCCGGAAGAGGGAGUGUUCGGCUGGGCACACGAAACAGCUUGUGAUCAAUACUAUAAAUGUACGAAUGGAACAUUCAGUCAUGAACAAUGUCCUAAUGGAUUAGUAUUCGAUGAUAAAAAUCCAGUUCAUGAUUUUUGUGCGUACUACUGGAAAGUGGACUGCGGAAAAAAGACUGUUGAACCUCCCAUUAGCAGCCCUGGCUGUCCUUACCAAUUUGGUAUCUUUCCUUCCGACAGCUGUACUCAUUACAUUCGAUGUGCUUGGGGUGAAGCAAAUGUAACAGACUGCGAAGAGGGUCUUGCCUACCAAGAUGAAUCUCAUUCAUGUGUAUGGCCCGAUGAAGUGAAAGGAUGUGAUAGCGAAGCUAUUGUCGGAUUCAGAUGUCCAGACAAGAUUGUUGGUCUUUCAUCUAAGUUUUAUCCAUUCCCAAGAUAUCCUCAUCCCAAUAAUUGCCAAAAAUUGAUUGUUUGUGUUAAUGAAAAACCACGUCUUCUCAAUUGUGGGUACGGAUCAGCUUUCAACUUGGAUUCCUACACAUGCGAUGCAAUUGAAAACGUUCCUGAUUGCAAAGCAUACUAAAAGUGUUCGCCAACAGAAGAUGAAAAGAAUGCACUGAGAUUACUUCAGAUGAAAAAAUACUGUAUGAUUAUCGCGUAAAUUUAAAUGUUACACAUUAUGAAUCUUGUUAGUUUUUGAUAAUUGUUUUAAAUAUUUGAUCGCUUACCUGAAUGUUAACUUUUUAUAAUAAAAAAGUAUUAUUUUUCACAGUGUUUAUUGUUCAUGCUAUAUUUUAAGCCUAAUCCACUUAUGUUGAAAUAUAAUGUUUUUUAAUCAGAAGAUUGUUAAAAAAAAUGAAUAAAUUAUGUUAAAUAUA
This is a messenger RNA of Parasteatoda tepidariorum (common house spider), 1272 nucleotides long. RefSeq names its product protein obstructor-E. Gene Ontology annotation, cellular component: extracellular region. The record is from RefSeq and is a predicted model, not a curated record. NCBI's taxonomy places the organism in Eukaryota, Metazoa, Arthropoda, Arachnida, Araneae, Theridiidae. Gene Ontology annotation, molecular function: chitin binding.